Messenger RNA from Mirounga angustirostris (Northern elephant seal), 834 nucleotides. It is a transcript of the gene TMEM255B, whose product is annotated as transmembrane protein 255B. The coding region runs from base 1 to 834 and encodes 277 amino acids. Lineage: Eukaryota; Metazoa; Chordata; Mammalia; Carnivora; Phocidae. The transcript is spliced from 9 exons. The record is from RefSeq and is a predicted model, not a curated record.
AUGCAGCUGCCGGUGCCUGGGCCCCUGGCCCUGCUGGACACAACAGAAGGGUUUGCGAGGAGAAAGAAGACUUCCCUUUGGUUUGUGGGGUCUCUGCUCGUGAUGUCUGCCUCCAUCCUGACCAUCGGCCUCGCCGCCACCACCAGGACAGAGAACGUGACCGUGGGGGGCUACUACCCAGGGAUCAUCCUGGGCUUUGGAGCUUUCUUAGGAAUUAUUGGCAUCAACCUGGUGGAGAAUAGAAGGCAAAUGCUGGUCGCGGCCAUCGUGUUCAUCAGCUUCGGCGUGGUGGCGGCCUUCUGCUGCGCCGUUGUGGACGGCGUGUUUGCGGCUCGGCACAUAGAGCCCAGGCCCCUCACUGCAGGAAGAUGCCAGUUUCUCGCCAGCGAGGUGGGGUACGUGCACGACGCCCACCAGACGGAGGUCACCUGCCACCCCUCGAGCGGCCCGUGUCAGCUGAAGGUGAAGAGCAGCACCUGCUACUGUUGUGAGCUCUACAGCUGCCGGAGCACGGAGCCCCCGCUCACCUACUAUGAGUUCGUGGGCGUGCGCGGCUGUCAGGACGUGCUUCACCUCUAUCGGCUGCUCUGGGCCUCGGCGGUGCUGAACGUGCUGGGCGUGCUCCUGGGCAUCCUCACGGCAGCUGUCCUGGGGGCCUUCAAGGACAUGGUCCCCCCGUCCCAGCUGGCCUACGGCCCGUCCACUCCGCCUCAGAUCCUCUACAACCCCGCCCAGCAGGUCCUGGCCUACGCGGGCUUCUGCCCGGCGCCCGCGACCCUCCCCACCUGCUCGUCUCACCCUCUGCCUCUCCAGUUUGCGGAGCCCAGAGUGUGA